CCGAUGUUAACCAUUUUACUCUUCCCUCAACUUAUUGAUUCGCGAACGGAGUUCAGUAAGUAUUUUUUCCCUUUUUUAUCCAUCAUUUUAGUUAGCGCGUUGGAGUGCUUUCAAAGUCCUAAGAAUCCCAUUCGCUUUGACAGCGUUGUUCUCUCUGGUCAGGGUAUUCGUGGAAGUACUAAGUGCUUUCUUGAUUCCGUCUACAAUGACUACUACAUGAGUGUGCAGAUUAAUAAACUGGACUUAAAGGGCGAUUGCCCUAGCUUUUCUGUAUCCGAAUAUUCCACCUUAAGGAGCAGCGAGAUCCCGGAAUCAGAGAACUUCCCUUCAAUCAAAAUCUACCAACCCAGUGAUGAUAAUCGACUGUUCAAGGCCACUUGUGAAACUGGUACAGAGUUCAUCGGGACCGUAUUCCAGACCUCAAUGCCAGGUCGGAAGUUGAUGGUGGAGUUUGAUCCGGCCGAUUUUGGUGAUGCAAACAGUUUCGAGAUUACCGUCACUCCAUUUUUUUUGGGGAACACAUUCAGUUGUCCGGCUGAGCACUUUCGUUGUUUCAACUCCCGCGAUCACUGCAUUCCGAACAGCAUAACCUGUGACGGUGUUGACAACUGUUUUGAUGGUUCCGACGAAUCAAACUAUCUCUGCACUGGUCGAAUCGGCAACUUGCCGUUACCGCUCUUCAUCAUCCUCGUUCUUGUCGCGUUGAAGCAGGCAAAGGAUGGUACAGAAAUGCGUCGAUACUUGCCUAUGAUGUCGGGCAAGCUGAUAGGUGAUGGCAUGCGAGAUGGUUGGAAGGCAGUUCAAUUUGUUUCUGCAUUAGUCAUCAGCGUGCCGAGCUUACAACACGGGGCGUCGAGCCUUUUCUACUUCAGCUUCCUAAUUGGCUUGUGUGGUUCUGCUAACGAGGUGGCGAUUCUCGUCCUUCUGGGACUGAUUACUGGAUUGGCAAUUUACCUUCGCAGAAGACAUUUCCAGAAGCAGAGAGAAAGACCCGAGUGCAUCGAUAUGAACAUAAUCCAGGGCCAAUCGACAGCUCAAGAACCCCUGAUGCCUCCACCACCGCCUCCAACGCAGACGCAUUGA
Hydatigera taeniaeformis is the source of this 1083-nucleotide messenger RNA. The record is from the annotation of a GenBank genome assembly. Lineage: Eukaryota; Metazoa; Platyhelminthes; Cestoda; Cyclophyllidea; Taeniidae.